AUGAAGUUUCAGAAAUUGGAAGACGAUUAAACAUUAAAAGAUCAAUAGAAUCUAAAAUAAAAGAAGGAAUUAUUAAAAUAAGAAUUUGAACAUUUGGAAGAAAUAAAAAAAUAUGAUAAUUUAUCAAUUGUUUCAAGCAAUGAUUUUAAGUUUAAAGCAGAAUUAGAUAAACUGUUAGAAAUGAAUAGAAGUAAAAAUAAAGAAUUAAGUUUAUUAUUGAAACCUUAAACAUUUUAACCAUCUAAAUCUUAAAUGGGAGGUUCAUAAAUGUAAACAAUAUCUGGGACUUAUGGUUAGAUUAGAUCUAUUAAUAAUCAUCAUUCAGAUCCCUUAUUUGUAACAUUUACAUAGAGCAUUUAUACUAAAGAUACAGAUAGCAAUGAAUAAUACAUAGAGUAAUUAAAAGUCUAAGAAGAACGAUAUAACGAUUUAAUUUUAGAAGAAUCUGAAAAAAGAGAUUCUCUAGAGUAAUAAUUAAUUCAAAUAGAAAAAUCUAAAUUAAUCUUACAAUAAAAAGUAGAAUAAUAUUAAAUGUUAACAAGAAUGUCAAAUAAGAGAUUUUCUAAUACUUAAUCUUUAUAAUUUUUAGCAGAAUAAAAAAAGGAAACUAGUAAAGUAAAUUUGAGAUCAAUUAAAGAUGAAUUUGAAUAAAUGAAGAAAAUGCAAGACACAUAUAAAAAAUAAUAAAAAGAAAAAUAAUCAAAUUUAUAAAAGGUUAUUUAUGUAGGAGAAGAGAAUAUUGGACAUAAUGCAAUUAAAAUAGAACAUGCUUUAUAAAUGAAUACUGAAUGUGUUAGAUAAAUAGAAAAAUUAGAAAUUGAAAAAUAAAAGAAAAUUGAAAAAAAAUUAGAAAGUCGUUAUAUAUUAACAUAUAUUGAAUGUUUUGAAAAUUUUGAAAGAAUUUUUAUGUAACCAACAGGUGUUCAAAAUGCUUAUAGAUUAGUUGAUGAAUUUUAAGUAGAUGAAGAAUAAUUACGUAAAUAUUCAUAAUAAUAAAUUUAAUUUGAUUAAUCAGCUAAUGUAUAAAGUGAAGAAGAUUUUGAUCGUAAUGAAUUAUUAUCAUAAAUAACUAAAUUUUAUUAAUAAGGUGAAAAUAGAACAAAAUAUAUUUUAAAUUUCAUGUUAGAAUAAUAUUGGCAUUUAUAAUCAACCUUAAAUAAAAGUAGUUUAGAAUAUGAAAAUUUAUUAAAAUAAAAAAAAGUGUUAUUAGAUGUUAUUGAAAAUUUAGAAUGGGAAAUUAAUGAAUUAAAAUAAAAAAAUCCAAAUUUGGAAGUACAUGAAUAUUCAUCUGUUGCAGAAGAUGCUGGAUUAUUAGAAGUUAAAGAAUAAAUGACAACAUUAAAUAUUAAAAAAAUGGAAAUGGAAGAUCAUUCAGAUAAUGUUUUAUAUUAAAAAGCUGCAAAAGCAUAAGGAUUGUUAAUGAAAUUUUAAUUGGGAUUAGCAGAAUUUGUGCAUAGAGUCUUUUAAAUUAUAUCACUUAUAGAUAAUAAGAAUAAAGAAAUUAAAAAGUUUAAAUAUACAGGUUUAUCAAGUGAAAUAUUGAAUUUUGAAAAAUAUUUAGCAAAAGUAUAUCAUUCAAAUGAAAAGAAAUUUUAAAUUACUAAUAAUUCUGAAUAAAUGGAUGUUUAACCAUUACAUUUAAAUUUAUUUUAAAUUUCCAAUAUCAUUUCAUAAAUAUUAAAUAUCAAUUAAAAUAUUGUUGAAGAAAUUAGUUCCUAUUUCUUUAUAUAAUGUAAGACUGAUUAAAUUUUAUGGUUUCAUUUAACAUAAGAUAAUUUCACUUAAUUUAUAAGCUAAUUUAAAUCAUUUGAUUCUAUUCUAAUAUAAAAGGAACUAUAAUCUCCAAAAGUCAUUAAUUAAUUUAGAGAAUAAUUAAUAGACAUUUUUACUAAUAAUUUCAAGGAAUUAUUCACUUUUUUUACAAAUAUGUAUAGUAAAGUUAAAGAUAUAGCAGAGGAUUUAUUAAUUCAUUUGAAAGAAAAUAAUCCUAAGUUUGAUUUUAAUAAAUUAAAUAGAAAUCUAGCAAAAGAAGGUUAAGAUAUUAAAUAAGCAAAAUAAUUAAUUAUAAAAAGAAUGAUUGAAUAUAAGACUGGAGAUAAUUACUCAUUAAGAAAAGAAAAUUCAAUGUAAGCUCUUAAGAAUACUAAAACUAAAAUUGAAGAUGAUUAAGUUAUUGAAUAAGUUUAAACUAAAUUAUAAUAAGAUUAUUAAAAUUCAAAAGAUUUAUUUCCAUUAAAAGAAGAAUUUGAUGAAUCAUAAUUAACUUAAAUUAAAAGCUUUUUUAGAUAAAAAAUUAAAGAAAAAAAUGAAGAAAAGAAAGAAUGUAAAACUGAUUAAAAUUCAACAAAAGAUUAAAUUACAAUUAUUAAAGAUUAAUAAGACUUUUAAUAGAAAAAAAAAAUAUAAGAAAAAAAUGAAAAUAAAUAUGAUAAAGGAAGAAAUAAAAAAAAUUAAGAAAUUAAACCAUAAAAAUAAGUUAUAAGAGAUGAAUUAGAAUAAGAAAGAGAAUUAAUGAAAGCUUAAAUUGCUUCUAAUGUUUAGAAAAUGUAAGAAGAAAAAGAAAGAAAAGAAAAGCCUGAAUUUAAAGAAUAAUAAAAUGAAAGAAAAACAUAAAUAAAAGAAUCAACUGAAAGACUCUAUGGAGAAAGAGGAUAUACUGUAUAAUUGAUUAGAAAUAUGGCUUUGACAUCAAAUAUUUUGAGUGAUAUAGAUUAAUUAGAACAUUUUCAAACUAAAAUUGAAUAACCAUAAUUAGUAAGUACUUUUGUUAUGUAAAGGAAAAAUUUGCAUAAAAAUUUAACUAAAGAUUUAACAUUACCAUAAUUAUCUUACUUAAAACCAACAAGUGCAUAUAUAGCAAGAAGGAAUUAAUCAUCUGAAUAAAUUAAGGCUAUGGAUUAUAAAAGAUAUUAUGAAAUAGAAAAUGGUGUCAGUAUAAGACCAUAAACACAAUAAUUAGCAAGGAAGUCUAUUUCUAAAUAAAAAACUAAUACUUUUAACACAGAGGAAUAUAAGAAGAAGUACUCAGAGAAGAAUUUAAAGAAUUAUAAUAGUGACAUCAAAUCUAACUAAAUGCCUCAACCUAUAGCAGAAUUUCCAACAAAUAAUGGUCCUUAGUCAUGUUUAAUCCCUUAAAUGUAUUGAUUC
Paramecium pentaurelia is the source of this 3147-nucleotide messenger RNA. The record is from the annotation of a GenBank genome assembly. NCBI's taxonomy places the organism in Eukaryota, Ciliophora, Oligohymenophorea, Peniculida, Parameciidae.